Globicephala melas (long-finned pilot whale) is the source of this 8991-nucleotide messenger RNA. RefSeq names its product zinc finger protein 41 (gene ZNF41). The record is from RefSeq and is a predicted model, not a curated record. Gene Ontology annotation, biological process: regulation of DNA-templated transcription. Lineage: Eukaryota; Metazoa; Chordata; Mammalia; Artiodactyla; Delphinidae.
CCACUUAUUAAUAGUAAUAAUCUUAUUUGUUCCAGAUGCCCAAUUACAUACAUUUUUCUUUACUCAGUUAUAACUGUAUAUCAAUUGCAAUAAUCAUUUCUCAAAAUUGCUUUCCUCCAAUUUUGAGGUUUCUGUUACUAUUGAAUUUACAAUUGCUUAGACUAUCCCCUUGAGUAUUCUCCUGAGAUUCUAAUAUUGGCAUAUAAUGUUAUAAGUGCUUGUAUGUCUAAAAUUGUCUUUUGCUCUAACGGAAGCAUGGUAUUCAGCUAGAGUGGGUUUAAAAUUCUUGGAUUGAAGCCCCUUUCAAUAAUUUGUAGAUGUUUUCUUCUAAUAUGGCUCCAGUGUUGCAAAUAAAUCUAGUGCCAUUGUGAUCCCUUUCCAUUGUAAAUAACAUGCUGUUUCUGCCUGGAAGCAUUUUAAAUUUUCUUUUUAUUCUUUAAAUUCAAUACCAAACCAGAUUUGGGGUUGAUUUGGUUCCUCUGGGAGUAAAGGAUUGGGAGGAUUUCUGUGGGGGGGCAUCACAGAGUUAGAGUCCAAUAGGAUUAGAUAAUCCAGGGCCUAUAGAUGCUAUUCAUGUUGGGUCAGUGAGUGAUAAUCUUGGGAAAUCCUUGAAGAAACAUAAUUAGAGACAUAUGUUGGUAAGUGAUUGAGACCUCUGUAGAAAUUCUUGAAGUUUUAUAAGAGUUGGAGGUCUGAAGUCAUCUAAAGUAUCUGAAGUCAUCAGUCAGUCCAUGAGAGUUAUUGAUUGGGACACUGAGGUGGUGAAAGAUUGAUUGCAAGCCUGGGAUUUUAAGUCUUUGGGAGACAGUUUUAGGAGCCCUAUGGGAGUCAUUGAUUGGGACCUGUAGACAUCGGUAAUUGCAGGACUGUGUGAGUUAGUAUGUGAUGGACCGGAAGGUCUAUAUUUGAGGGGUUUAUGGGAGUCAUUGACUCUACAUAUGGGCUGUGAGUUAUGGAGUCCUAUAGGAGGUCAGGUUUGGAUCCAGGGGUCAUUGAGCAGAUUAAUAGUUGAUUUUCUAUUGAGGUUGUGUUGCCUGUGUUGGUGAUUAUUUGAGGAACCUAUGGAAACCAGUUGAUGGCACCAUUUGGGGCACAGUUUUUGUCAAGCAGUGUAGGUUACCGAUUUAGGAGCCUGUGCAGACAUGCUGACUUUCAGGGCCAGAUGGGAAUUGGGAGAGAGGGGACAAAGAGUUUAUGUUUUCAUCUUUGGCAGAAGAGGGUGGGUGGGCUCUAUAAGUUGCCCAGAAUGUACACUGAAUUAUACAGACGCUUGGUUUAUCACAUGUGACAUGUCAUCCUUCAGCCAGAGCACUUUAAAGGCAGCAAGAAACAGAAAUAAUGUUUAUUGUGAUUCUUCCACGUAUCGAAUACCAUAUGGCACAGUAGUUAAGAAAAUUAAAAAAAAAAAAAAAAAGAAAAUGUACUUUGGAGCUAGGCAGACCUGGGUUUGAAUCCCUGUCCUUCCCCCUAAUCUAAGAGAUCUUGGGGCAAAUUUCUUAAUAUUUAUGAACAGCUCUAUCUGAUGGUAAAUGGGAAUAAUAGCAAAAGUAAUGCCUAGUUCAUAGGAUGAGUGUGAAAAUUAAACGAGGUACCGAAUAAAACAUUCCUUGCACCUUAUAAUAACAGCAAUAUUUAAUAUCAAUGGAGUGUGUUCCUGAUGCCAAAUAGGAGUGCUUUUGAAGCAUCGUGUCAUUUAACUCUAACAGCCCUAUGAGAUGGGUGUUUUCAUCCUCAGUUUUUUGUUUGUUUGUUUGUUUUGCGGUAUGCGGGCCUCUCACUGCUGUGGCCUCUCCCGUUGCGGAGCACAGGCUCCAGACGCACAGGCUCAGCGGCCAUGGCCCGCAGGCCCAGCCGCUCCGCGGCAUGUGGGAUCCUCCUGGACCAGGGCACGAACCCGUGUCCCCUGCAUCGGCAGGUGGACUCCCAACCACUGCGCCACCAGGGAAUCCCCCAUCCUCAGUUUUAAGGUGAAGAAACUCAGACUAAAGUGGUUUCCCCAGAUUCCAGCUAGAAUGCAAAAGAGCUGGAAUUCAAACUCUCAUUCGUUUUACACCAAAUCUCAUGAGUUUUUUUCCAUAUUGUAUGCUAAUACUUGGUGUUGAUUACUGAACUUUUCUCUUCCACAGUAUCCAGUGUUGUAAACUGUACUUUGGUGCCCCCAGGAAGCAUUUAUGGGGUGAAUGCUGAAUGACUGACCACGUGGACACUGUCUUUCCAGGUUUCUUGGAGUCUCUGCGCAGCCCCUGGGCCAGACCCCGUAGUGAAGGCUGCAGGAUCUUCCUUCCAGCCCCAGAAGCUCUGGCUGAGUCCACGGACCCGCCUGGCCUCAGGGUACCGGGAAGAGCGGAGUUGUCAGCAGGAGAGCCUGAGGGUUGAGGCUCAGCGGGACAAUGCCAGCCAACCGGAGCUCUCCCCAGUGGUCCCCAGCCCUGGCUGCAGAGGGACAUGGCAGUGUGUGUGAGGUGUCAUUCAAGGAUGUGACUGUGGACUUCAGCAGGGAGGAGUGGCAGCACUUGGACCCUGCUCAGAGGCUCCUGUACCGGGAUGUGACGCUGGAGAACUAUAGCCACCUGCGCUCAGUGGGGUACCAAGUUCCCAAACCAGAGGUCAUCUUCAAGUUGGAGCAAGGAGAGGGGCCAUGGACGUUGGAGGAGGAAACCCCACACCAGAGCUGCUCAGAUGAGGAUAAUGGGCAAACCCAACAACAGAGAAUUUCUGGAGAAGUUUCAUUACACUGUGAGAAAUUUGGUCAGUCCAUAGGAAAAGAUUCAUUGUGUUCCAUUGUAGAAGAACUGUGGCAAGAUAAUGACCGGCUAGAGAGAUGUCAAGAAAACCAAAAUAACCCUUUAAGUCAUGUGAAAGUAUUGAUUAAGGAGAGGGGCUAUGAAUGUAAAAACAUUGAAAAAAUAAUUCACGUGAGUACCAGGCUUGUUCCUUCCAUUAAAAGACUCCAUAACUAUGACACAUUUGGAAAGAGUUUGAAGCAUACUUUAAACUUACAUAAUCAUAAUAAAAGCAAUGCAACAAAGAACUUUGAUAAAAUUUUUAGAAAUGGUAACAAUUUUGCCCAUAGCUCUUCCUCUACUAAGAAUGAGAAUGCUAAUACAAGAGCAAACUCCUGUGAACUUAAUCAAUGUGAAAAACAUCUUGGCCACAAACAAGUUCUCACCCACCAUCAGAAAAUUCAUACUGAAGAGAAACUUUAUGUGUGUACUCAAUACGUACAGACGUUCACCCAAAAGUCACAUCUUUUUGAGCAUCAGAGAAUUCAUGCUGGAGAAAAAUCCCAUGAAUGCAACAAGCGUGAGAACGUCUUCACUCAGAAGCCGCAAACUGAGGUACCUCAAAGUGUUUACACAAGAGAGAAACCUUUUAUAUGUACUCAAUGUGGGAAGGCCUUUACACUCAGGUCAAACCUCAUUACACAUCAGAAAAUUCAUACUGGGCAGAAACCCUAUAAAUGCAGUGAAUGUGGAAAAGCCUUUUUCCACAGAUCAUAUCUCUUUAGACAUAUGAGAAUUCAUACAGGAGAAAAACCUUAUGAAUGCAGUGAAUGUGGAAGAGGCUUCUCCCAGAAUUCUGACCUCAAUAUACAUCAGAAAACUCAUACUGGAGAGAAACACUAUGCAUGCAGUGAAUGCGGGAAAGCCUUCACAAGAAAAUCAGCACUCAGGAUGCAUCAAAGAAUUCACACAGGAGAGAAACCUUAUGUAUGCACUGAAUGUGGGAAGGCCUUCAUCCAGAAAUCCCAUUUCAAUACACAUCAGAGAAUUCAUACUGGAGAAAAACCUUAUGAAUGCAGCGAUUGUGGGAAAUCGUUCAUUAAGAAAUCACAACUCCAUGUGCAUCAAAGAAUUCAUACAGGAGAAAAACCUUAUAUAUGUACAGAAUGUGGAAAGGUCUUUACUCAUAGGACAAAUCUCACUACACAUCAGAAAACUCAUACUGGAGAGAAACCGUAUAUGUGUGCCGAAUGUGGAAAGGCUUUCAGUGAUCAGUCAAAUCUCAUUAAACACCAGAAAACUCAUACUGGAGAGAAACCCUAUAAAUGCAAUGGCUGUGGAAAGGCCUUCAUAUGGAAGUCACGCCUCAAAAUACAUCAGAAAUCUCAUAUUGGAGAGAGACACUAUGAAUGCAAUGAAUGUGGGAAAGCCUUUAUCCAGAAAUCAACACUCAGUGUGCAUCAGAGAAUCCAUACAGGAGAGAAACCCUAUGCUUGUCCUGAAUGUGGGAAGGCCUUCAUCCAGAAAUCACACUUCAUUGCACAUCAUAGAAUUCAUACUGGAGAGAAGCCUUAUGAAUGUAGUGACUGUGGGAAAUGCUUCACGAAGAAGUCACAACUCCGGGUGCAUCAGAAGAUUCACACAGGAGAGAAACCCAAUAUAUGUGCUGAAUGUGGAAAGGCCUUCACUGACAGGUCAAAUCUCAUAACACACCAGAAAAUCCAUACUAGAGAGAAACCCUAUAAAUGCAGUGACUGUGGAAAAACCUUCACCUGGAAAUCACGCCUCACUAUCCAUCAGAAAUCUCAUACUGGAGAGAGACACUAUGAAUGCAGUAAAUGUGGGAAAGCUUUCAUCCAGAAAGCAACACUAAGUUUGCAUCAGAUAAUUCAUACAGGGAAGAAACCUUAUGCUUGUACAGAAUGUCAGAAGGCCUUCACUGACAGGUCAAAUCUCAUUAAACACCAGAAAACUCAUAGUGGAGAAAAACUCUAUAAAGCCAGUGAUGAAAAUGCCUUCAGCUGGAAAUCACAACUGGAUAUGCAUCAGCUGUCUCAUAGUGGAGAGAUGAGGAGUGCCUGAUGCAUCAAUCAUUGUGCAGGGGGAGUAGAUAUGACAGACUACAAACAGCCUAAGUGAACAGAAGGCAAACAAAGCCAAGUAUCCUUCAGUCAGGUGGAAUACAAGUUGAUAUGCAAUUAUAUGCAUAGGGAGACACUUCAAUAAAGCAUUUGAGCAAUAGCCCUGUUUGGUUUUAUGAUUCACACAGGUACUCUCAAUCUCCUGCAAAUGGUAGAAAUAGAAACCCCAGGAGAUGACUUGUAAUCUCCUGUGUUUCACUUUUUGGAUAAAGGGCUUUAUAAAUUCAGCACAGAUUUGUCCUUCAUACCUUGGGAUGUAAAAGUCCUUAAUACUGGCCAUUUUUUUCAACUUUCUAGGGUGGGGAGAAGAGUAUUCAUUGUUCAAACACCUCCAGGGCACUGAAGUCAAGGCAAAAACCAAUUUGGGAAUGUAUAAUAGAUCUAUGAGUAGAAGCCAGAAGUUCUUGUUAUCAUUGACAUUUAAGACACAGAAAAUAUUGCCCUGAGGAACCAUUCUUUCUCUUCCCUUUGAGAAGUCACCAUGGUAUUUUUUUAAUUAAAUAGAAUUUUUAAACUUAAAGUCUGACUUUAUGCAUUGGCAAAUUAAGCAUAUCUCUAGCCUAUGUUACAGGAAUAGAGUUAUUAAGUGUUACACACACCUAAAGGUGGCAAUUGUUCCCUUAUUAAUUCUAUGCUGUGGCAGCAGGUGACUCACACUCGAAAAUGGUAGGCAUACCUUCUAACCUGUACCAAAAAAGCUAUCAUUUAUGUAAGCUGCAGGCCAUAAACUUCUUAUCCCCUUAGUAACUGACCCUAAGACAAUGAAACUGAGCCACAACACUCUGGACUUCCCAUCUCAUCCACUGAAGCUUCUGCUUUCUUUGGGAUUUCUGUUUGAAAAACAAUGGUUAAGAAAUUGGAUUUCAAUACAUAAAACUUUGGUGGUUUUUCUUCCAAUUUAGUUAAUUUGAUAUAUUCAUUUCCUACAUGCACAUUAAGAGUAAUUUUGUGUACAUUGCUAUGGGAUAAAGUCAUGUUGCAUUGUAGUUUUUUAGCCUAAGAUAUGAUUAUAGUUUAUUAUAGUUGAAUAACUGGAAGACUUCUCUAGAAAGAUCACUGCUUUUUUUAAAGCACUGAUAUAUAAACGCUUUCUUGAUUUCAAUUAAAUGUUUUUUGCAAUACUCAUAAGAAAGGGGCUUUCUUUUUAGCAUGUAAUUUUAUUUUGUUUUUAAACCUUUUUAUUAAAGUAUGCAUACAGAAAAUGCAUAUAUCAUAAGCAUACAGCUCAAUGAAUUCUCACAAACUGAACACUGAUCAAGAAACAGAACAUGACCAGCACCCCAGAAAAACUCCCUGUGCUCCCUUCCAGGCCUUACUGUCCACCUACCCCACCAGGUGAACACUACCCUGACUUAAAUAGCUUUGUCUGCUUGGUAUUUUAUAUAAAUUGAGUCAAACAAUUAUAUUGCAUAUUUUGGUAAUAUACUCUUAAGUGUCUAUCUUCUUUCAUUCACACUGUAAAUAUGAGAUUUGUCCAUAUUGUUGAAUGUAGUUAUGGAUAAUUCAUUCUUAUUGUCAUGUUUUAUUCCAUUCUGUGAAUACUCUACAAUAUAUUUAUCCAUUCUAUUAUUAAUGGACAUUUGUGUUGUUUGCAGCUUGGGGCUAUUGGGAAUACUGCUACUAUAAAUACUUUAGUACCUGUCUAUUGGUGAACAUAUUUAUGAACUUCUGUUAGGUAUACAUCUAGGAGUUGAACUGCCAGGCUAUAUGGUGUUCAUGCUCAGCUAGUUUAUAAAACUAGUUUUCCAAAGUGGCUUUGCCAAUGUACACUCCCACCAGCACAGUAUAUGAGUUCUAUUUGUUCCACAUCCUUGUCAACACUUGGUAUUUUCCAUCAUUUUUACUGUAGCCAUUAUGGUGGAUGUAUAGUGAUAUCUCAGUGUGCUUUAAUUUUUAUUUCCUUAUCCUCCAAUCUCACCAUCUUCCCAAGACAGUUGACUGAUAUCUCAGAUCUGAAACCCAGGCAUGGCUCUCAUGUGACUGUACCAUUUUACAUCUCACCAGCAAUAGUAAGCAAUUAGUAACUUUAAAUCUUUCCACACAAAAAUGCCCAAAGCUUGAUGGUUUAACUGGUUAAUUGCAUUAAACAUUUGAGGAGAAAUAAUAUCAACACUCCACAAAAUCUUUCAGAAAAUAGAGGAGGAAGGAACACUCCCCAACUCUAUGAGGCCAGUAUUACCCUGAUACUUAAGCCAUACAAACACAUCACAAGAAAAUAAAACUACAGACCAACAUUUCUCAUGAACAUAGAUGUAAAAAUCUUCAACAAAAUAUUAGCAAAAUGAAUUCAGCAACAUAUAAAAGGAUUAUACAUCAUGACCAAGUGGGGUUUAUUCCAGUGAUAUAAGGCUGCUUCAACAUUCAAAAAUCAGUCAACGCAAUCUACCAUAUUAUAUAUACAAGGUAAAGAAGAAAAAUCACAUGAUCUACAAAUUCAACACAACUUUAUCAAAUUUCCAGCAGACUUUGUUCCCCAGAAAUUGAUAAGCUAAUCCUAAUAUUUAUAUAGAAAUAGAAAAGACCAAGAUUAACAAACAGGAAUUUGCUAAAAAGCAAAGUGGAAGGACAGUAACCUCCCAAUUUCAAAACUAUAAAACUACAGUAAUCAAGACAGUAUGGUACUGGCAUGGGGAUAGAGACAUAGAUCAAUGGAACAGAACAGAGAGUCUAGGAAUAAACCCUGAUACUUACGGUAAAAAUAUUUUUUUACAAAAGUGUGAAGGCAAUUCAUUGGGGAAAGAAAAGUCUUUUCAACAUUUGGUGCAAGAAUAAUUACAUAUCCACAUGCAAAAAGAUGAAUUUAACUCUACACACCAUACUAAAAAUUAACCAAAAAAUGGAUCAGAUAUGUAAAUAUAAAAGCUAAAACUAUAAAAGUUUUAGCAGAAAACAUAGGAGAAAAAUCUCUGUGACCUUGUACUAGGCAAGGAAUUCUUAAGUAGGACACCAAGAGCAUGAUCCAUAAAGAAAAAAUGAUAAAUUAGACUUCAUCAAAAUGAAAAAGGUUUAAAACUUCAAAAGGUACCAUUAAGAAAAUGAAAAGACAAAGCACAGACAGGGAGAAAACACUUGUAAAUCAUUUACCUGAUAAAGGACUUGUAUCCAGAAUAUAUACAGAACACUUACAACUCAAUAAAAAGAGGACAAGCAACCCAGUUUAAAAUUAGGCUGAAGAUUUGAAGAGAUAUUUCACCAAAAAAUAUAUACAAAUAAGCACAUGAAGAGAUGCCCAACAUCACUAGUCAUUAGAGAAAUUCUAACUAAAACCACAAUGAAAUACCACUUUAUAUGUACUAAAACGGCUAAAAUAAAAAAAACAAUUAUAAUAAAUGUUGGCAAGGAUAUGGAAAAUCAGGAACUUUCCGACAUUUCUGGUGUGACUGCAUUAAAAUGGUAUAGCCAUUUUGGAGAAGUUUGGCAGUUUCUUAAAAAGUUGAUCAUAAAUUUACCAGAGGACCCAGUACUGCCAUUCCCAUUAUCUACCCAAAAGAUAUGUAAUGUUUUCGUGCAAACACUUACACUUGAAUACUCAUAACAGCAUUAUUCAUACAAGACAAAAAGUGGAGACAAUCCAAAUGUCCAUCAACCAGCAAGUAGAUAAACAAAAUGUGGUAUAUUCAGCAAUAAAAAAGAACAAAUACUAAUAAAUACUACAGCACGAACUGUUCAACUAUGGAUGAACUUCAAAAAUAUGCUAAGUGAAAGAAGUGAGACACAGAAGAUCUAAUAUUGUAUUUGCCUAUUGUAUUUAUAUGAAAUGUCCGCAAAAGUAAAAUACAGAGAUCUGUAGAUUAGUGGUUGUCUGGGUGUGAGAAUGGGAAUCGUCAUUAACUGUUAAUUAGUACAAGGAAUCUUAUUGGGGCGAUUGAAAUGUUACAGAACUUGAUUGUGAUGAUGGUUGCACAACUAGGUAAAUUUAAUAAAGGUCAUUGAGGUGAUCCUUAAUUCCAUUCCUGUUUAAACAUCUGGGUUCCCUGCCAUAACAUCUGUUGCCACCCAUAUCUAGAAUGAAGUGUUGUCUUGGAGCCUGUUGUACAUUUAAGAAUAAACUUUUGUUUUUUUUAAAAAGGUCAUUGAACUGUACAAUUUAAAUAUGGAUCCUAAAUUAUACCUCAAUAAAGUUGUUU